AUGGUCACUCUAAAUAACCCACACUUGGCUCAAAUCCACUCUACACUUGUACCGGACCCCAACUCCGAACACCAAACGCUAGAGUUCAUACCUCAGUUGUACUACUCACUCUACCAAUUGAAAAAGGAGCCAAAUAAUAGUUCCAUCUCACUUGAAAACACAACUUCUAGCAUCCGACACAGACUCAAGCAAUGCAAGUCGUACAUAGAAGAAAGCGAAGAGUGCAGGACGCUUCUUGGUCAGACGUGUACUGAGUGGGAACAUGCCAUUGAGCAACGCGAGCGAGAAUUAGAGGUAAAAAAACAGGUAUUAACUACACUAAGCGAGCAAAUAAAGCAACUCAAGGGCACCUAG
Molecule: messenger RNA, 354 nt
Organism: Lachancea fermentati
Lineage: Eukaryota; Fungi; Ascomycota; Saccharomycetes; Saccharomycetales; Saccharomycetaceae
Source: the annotation of a GenBank genome assembly